Molecule: messenger RNA, 469 nt
Organism: Branchiostoma belcheri (Belcher's lancelet)
Lineage: Eukaryota; Metazoa; Chordata; Leptocardii; Amphioxiformes; Branchiostomatidae
Exons: 3
Coding region: 77-454 (125 amino acids)
Source: RefSeq, a predicted model, not a curated record
CCCGGGAACAGAACUUCCUCAAAUACAACCUGGAAGGGCAUCUUCUCACCUGGUAUGGCAACCUGAGACACCAGCCAUGAUGUCAAGAUAUGGCGACCUUGGACCAGGUGUGAUGAUGCAGAAUCCCAUCUAUGACUACCCAAGACCAUCUGUUGGGGGACUGAAUGGGUCCUUGUAUGAACCUGAAAGAACAAACCUCAGCUUCUUGGACCAGUUGCGGUCCACCCCAGUCAGAGCAUACACACAACCUUCUCCCCAUGGGGGUGUACAGCAGCCAAUGGCACAGCCAUCCCAGCAACCAACCACAGGGCAACAGCCAAGCCAGGAACCAAUCACAGAGCACAGCCUGCCUGGAGUGAUGUCAUCACUAACCAAUGACCAAAGAGAUACCUUGUUGCAGCUAAUUCGCGAGGAAUAUGGAAAAUUAGAAGAAGAGAGAGCAACUAAAAAAUAAUGAUACAUGGUACUA